AUGCCUCCUCCUCCUUCUCCUCCUUCUCCUCCGCCUCCUUCUCCGCAAACUUUCAAUAAUGGAAUCAACAAUGACCACUUCGAGCCGGCGGUGGCAGUGUCCUCGUCAAAAGCCCGCCAAGAGAAGAGAAGGGUCAAGGCAAAACGCGCCCUAAAGACCUUCGCCGUCGUCGUCGGGACGAAUUUGGCCCUCACCAUGGCCAUAAUCCUUCUGUUCGGGUCGGGCAAGAGGUACAAUGCGCGACCCAAGCCUCUGUGGCUUCCCCCUCUCUGGCUCGUGCACGUGGUCUCGCUCGGCUUGUCGUUCUUCAUGGGCCUUGCGAGCUGGCUCGUGUGGGCCGAGGGCGGGUUCGGCGCCCAAUCUGACGCGCUGCCCCUCUACAUCGCCGCCACGUCGCUUGGCAUAGUGUGGGACCCGCUGGUUCUCGUGAUGGGGGCGACUUGGGUCGGGCUGGCCUUUUGCCUCGUGCAUUUGGGGACCCUUGUGGCGUGCAAGCGCGAGUUCGGGAAGGUGAAUCCUCUCGCCGGAGAAAUUGUGGGGCCUUGCGUCGUGUGGGUGGGAUUUCUUGCCAUUAUGACUUUUAGUCUUGCGAUUUCUUAA
Messenger RNA from Eucalyptus grandis, 600 nucleotides. RefSeq names its product translocator protein homolog. Lineage: Eukaryota; Viridiplantae; Streptophyta; Magnoliopsida; Myrtales; Myrtaceae. Bases 1 to 600 code for a protein of 199 amino acids. Gene Ontology annotation, cellular component: membrane. The record is from RefSeq and is a predicted model, not a curated record. The transcript has a single exon.